AUGGUCCAAGAUGGUCUCAAGGAAAUUGAUAGUAUAAUUCACAAUAUAAGAGAAACUGUCAAGUACUUAAAAAAAUCACCAUCCAGAUUAUUUAAAUUUGGCGAAGUUGCAAGGCAGCUGAAUGUUUGUACAAAAAGAGGACUGCGUAUUGAUGUUCCUACACGUUGGAAUUCAACUUAUGAAAUGUUGGACUGUGCUUUUAAUUUCAGAACUGUUUUUGAUCAGUAUGCUAUUAGAGAUGCAAAUUAUAAAUGGUUGCCUACUUCUGAAGACUGGGAAAAUGCCAAAAAAGUUGCUGAAUUUUUGGAAAUUUUUUAUGAUGUUACACAUCUUUUUUCUGGCUGCUUGUAUCCUACUGCAAAUACAUUUCUACCAGAGGUUUGGAAAGUUAAAGAAGUUCUAGAUAUUCAUUCAAAAUCUUCAAAUCUGUUUUUGAGAAAUGUAGCAAUAGUAAUGGGUGAGAAGUUUGACAAAUAUUGGAAAGAUUGCAACAUGCUUAUGGCAAUUGCUGCUGUUUUAGAUCCAAGAUAUAAAAUGGUGUUGAUAAAUUUCUGUUUUCCUCGUAUUUAUCCUGAUUUUGAACAUAUUGAAAAAAUAGUUCAGCUGAAACAAGUUAUGGUGGAUGUAUUUGAAACAUAUGCAAGUGAAAAUGUCAAUGAACAACCUUCAAGUUUUGCUGGCUGUUUUUCAGAAUCGUCCAUUAGUGUUGCGACAUCAUCGAGAAAACCAAAAACCUUUAGUGCUGGUGGGAGGGUACUAGAUAAGUUUCGCAUCUCUCUUGCUCCGAAAACUGUUGAAGCUUUAGUAUGUACUGCAGAUUGGCUUAGAGCCACUCAAAAGAACACAAAAACCAAAACAAUUGAAGAAGAUGAAGAAAAACUAAAUCCAGGAUAUGUCGAAGGCAUUCCAUUAGAUGGUAUAUUUGUUCAUCCUUCCAUGGUUGAAAUGUUGGAUGCUGCUAUAGAGGAUGCCAUUGAGCAUGGUAUCAUUCAUUUCAUCACACUCAAUUCAGAACAAGUCCAGUGA
Messenger RNA from Dioscorea cayenensis subsp. rotundata (Guinea yam), 1026 nucleotides. Its product is annotated as zinc finger BED domain-containing protein RICESLEEPER 2-like. NCBI's taxonomy places the organism in Eukaryota, Viridiplantae, Streptophyta, Magnoliopsida, Dioscoreales, Dioscoreaceae. Gene Ontology annotation, molecular function: protein dimerization activity; DNA binding. The transcript is spliced from 5 exons. The coding region runs from base 1 to 1026 and encodes 341 amino acids. The record is from RefSeq and is a predicted model, not a curated record.